CCACAACACAAAGCAACAGAAUAUUAUUAUUUUUUAAUUUGGGGAACAUUUCAUUGAUUAGGGUUUUCAUUUCAGCCAUCUUCACUGUCUUAUCUCACAGUCACACACACACAUCAAUGGAAGCAAUCACCGAAGGAGUAAACAACAUCAACAUCUCCGAUUCCAUUAAGAAGAAUCGCAUUCAAGUCUCCAACACCAAAAAACCACUCUUCUUCUACGUUAAUCUCGCUAAGAGGUAUAUGCAACAGCAUAAUGAAGUUGAGUUAUCUGCACUAGGAAUGGCUAUUGCCACAGUGGUUACUGUUGCUGAAAUUUUAAAAAACAAUGGGCUUGCUGUCGAAAAGAAAAUCAUGACAUCAACUGUUGACAUAAAAGAUGAUUCUAGAGGAAGACCUGUUCAAAAGGCCAAGAUCGAAAUAUUACUCGGGAAGACUGCAAACUUCGAUGAGUUGAUGGCCGCUGCAGCGGCUGCUGCCGAAGAUGGUGAAAAUGGAGAUGUUGAAGAGCAUGCAGCAUAAGUUCAUCAGUAUAACACCUGUUUUGGGUGAAUCUAUGUUCUGUUGAAUGAAUUGUUUGAUUGUUGUUAGUAGAUAGCAGACAAGCAUAGAAUUUGUUAUAGACUGACAUGCAAUGUUGAGCUACCUAAUUCCUUAAUUUCUUUUCCUUAUUAUAAAUAGAGGCUUUUAUUUUUCAUGUCU
This is a messenger RNA of Cicer arietinum (chickpea), 698 nucleotides long. RefSeq lists its product as uncharacterized. Gene Ontology annotation, cellular component: nucleus. Gene Ontology annotation, molecular function: RNA binding. The record is from RefSeq and is a predicted model, not a curated record. NCBI's taxonomy places the organism in Eukaryota, Viridiplantae, Streptophyta, Magnoliopsida, Fabales, Fabaceae.